Messenger RNA from Paralichthys olivaceus (Japanese flounder), 1820 nucleotides. RefSeq names its product cytochrome P450 3A56-like. The record is from RefSeq and is a predicted model, not a curated record. Gene Ontology annotation, molecular function: heme binding; steroid hydroxylase activity; iron ion binding. NCBI's taxonomy places the organism in Eukaryota, Metazoa, Chordata, Actinopteri, Pleuronectiformes, Paralichthyidae.
UUGUGCUCGGCUCUGCUUCCGCGCGGUCAAGAUGGUUUUCCUCCUCACGUUGUUUUCAGCCACCACCUGGACUCUGCUGGUUCUGUGUGCCACCCUCCUGUUUCUCUAUUCCAUUUGGCCUUACAGGUUUUUUAAAAAGCUGGGAAUCUCCGGACCACGGCCUCUGCCUAUAAUGGGGACAUUGAUGUACUUAAGAAAGGGUUUUUAUGCUUUUGACCGUGAAUGCCAGGCAAAGUACGGAGAUGUGUGGGGGUUGUAUGAGGGACGCUUACCAGUUUUAAUGGUGUCAGACCCGGACAUGCUUAAAAGUGUGAUGGUGAAGGAGUGCUACUCUGUGUUCACCAACCGCAGGGAUACUUUUUUUGAUGGACCGAUGGAUGACGCGAUUACAGCAGUGAAAGAUGAAAGGUGGAAACGGAUUCGGAGCACGUUAUCUCCCUGUUUCACCAGCGGACGACUGAAAAUGAUCUUUCCCAUCAUUGCUCGCUAUGCAGACCGGCUCGUUGAGAAACUAGGAGAAAAACACGAGGAUGAAAUGGUCGAUGUCAAACAACUGGUGGCACCUUACAGCUUAGACGUCGUGACCAGCGCAUCGUUCAGCGUUGAGGCCGACUCCCAGAACAACCCAGACGACCCACUUAUCGUUCACCUCAAGAAAAUUCUGAACUUCAGACUGUGGCCGCUGGCUAUAAUAUUGAUAUUUGGUGUUCGUGUGUUUAAACUGCUGAAGAUCGAGGUGAUGCCCAGUCUCAGCUUGGAUUAUUUCUACAACAUCAUCAAGAGAUUUAAAGAGCAGCACCAUGCAGACGACUCCAUUCGAGCCGACUUCCUGCACGUGAUGCUUCAGAGCGAGAUUCCAGAUGCGGAGAUACAGAACGAGGAACAGCAGCCGAGCAAAGGUCUGACUGAACACGAGAUCCUUUCUCAGGCCUUGAUUUUCAUCUUCGGAGGCUAUGAGACCACCAGCAGCACCCUUUCAUUCCUGUUUUACAAUCUGGCAACCAACCCUAACGCGAUGCGGAUCCUGCAGGAAGAGAUCGAUGCCAGCAUACCGAGAGAUGCUCCAGUUUCGUAUGACGACCUGCUGCGUCUGCAGUACCUGGACCAGGUGAUUUCUGAGUCGCUGCGCUUGCUUCCCACUGCGCCUCGGCUCGAGCGGAUGUGCAAAAAAACAGUCCAGCUCCACGGCAUCACCAUCCUGGAAGGAACGCUCAUUGGGAUUCCUGUGUACUUGUUACACAAGGAUCCACGUUUCUGGAACUCACCAGAGCUUUUCAGACCAGAGAGGUUCAGUCCCGACAGCGGGGAGGAGGUGAACCCGUACGUGUACAUGCCGUUCGGGCUUGGGCCUCGUAACUGCAUUGGGAUGCGCUACGCUCUCCUCGUCAUGAAAAUGGUUGUUGUGCGUCUCCUGCAGGAUUACACCAUAGAAACAUGCAGAGACACUGUGAUUCCUUUAGAGCUCAACUGGAAGUUUCAGCCGGUGGUGCCAAUAAAACUCAAGUUUGUUCCCAGAAGACAUUAGUCAGAAGAAGAAAUUCUGUCAAAGUCAAUAUUAUGUACAUAUCACUUUUCUAUAAAUAGUCUCAAAUGUUUCAUCUUUAUGUCUUAAUUUUUCGGAAGAAAAUAGAACAUUUAUCUUUUAUUUUUAUGACUAUACAUGAAUUUAACUAUCUUAGUUAAAAAAAUUGUAAUGGACAGUUAAACCUACCAGCGUCAUUCUUAUAAAACCGCUUUAAUAUUUUAAGGGGAACAUGAGAGAAUGUAAAAUAACCUGAUCCAAACAUAAAAAUACUUUAUAGCACCAUCUUUGCUGUCUC